Molecule: messenger RNA, 3417 nt
Organism: Anopheles moucheti
Lineage: Eukaryota; Metazoa; Arthropoda; Insecta; Diptera; Culicidae
Gene: Agps
Product: alkyldihydroxyacetonephosphate synthase
Exons: 5
Coding region: 895-2775 (626 amino acids)
Biological process (GO): lipid biosynthetic process
Molecular function (GO): FAD binding; alkylglycerone-phosphate synthase activity
Source: RefSeq, a predicted model, not a curated record
UUUAAUGCUCUAGACGCCACAAGCUUCAAAUUUUACUGAGGAGAAAAAGAGGCAUGUUUGCGACCCGAGGGUGACUGCAGAACAAUUAAGUUAAGCAUUUAGGAAAAAUUGUGUAAAAACCGUGCGAUUGGUGAAAACGAAAACGAGUGGGGCACAGUGUGUUUCUACGGAAACGCUUGAAUGGAAGGAAAACUCCAAGCAAAAGGACAUUUUCAAGUUUCAUACCCAAGUGCCAAACUGCCUUUGAUUCUCUCUAGCUUCAAACCUGACGCGCUAAAAGUGUAGCAGCAAAGCUCCAUUUUCCCAUUCCUGGUGUCGGUUGUAAUCUACCGUCGCUAAUCAUUUUCCAUAUUUGUGCUGUGUUAGCGUGUUGUGUCUUUGUACCGCGGCUGCUGUUGGAUAGUUGGAAAAGAAGUGGAUUAAGGCAUACGUCGAUUGUAUCACCACACGCAUUGUGCACGCUGUGCCCGGUAUAAUUUUGCACACGCCAGUCAGGAAGGGAAUUAACGCGUGUAAUCACCACACUGUCUCGACGGUUCGUUUAGCGCCAGCCAGUACGCCAGUGUGCCGAGAACGCAGAACCUUAAAGUACCACCAGAACGCUUAGUGUACCAUUUCUUCCCAGCGGCGGGGUAUGAAAACGCGCAAAAAUCAAUAAUCAAACCACCCUUUGGAAUAGGCAGCAGCGUGCUUCGUGUGACCGUGUAUGUAUGCGUGUGCGUGUGUGUGCGGUUUUUGCCUUAUUGACUUGCCACCCAGCAGUUAAACGCGGUAACGUUGUGAAAUUAAUAGUUCCAUGCCAGAGAGCCUUAUUGUCAGUAGCAAGCCAGGCAGGGUCAAGGAGUAGUGGCCACAGUAAGUGCAAAGCGGAUACACCCUAGCAAGCGCACCGGAAUGUCACCAACAUCGGCCGAAAAGCCAUUCGUUGCUAAAGGAAACGAAGGCACCACCGUCAAGGCACCGGCGACGCUGGAUCCAAGCGUGCCGAAGAAAAUUAUCAGCGCUAUACCGAAGCAAAGACAACAAUUGCUCAAAUGGAACGGUUGGGGCUACAAGGACUCGCGCUUUCUCUAUCAGGAUGGAACGAUCGUUUUCACUGGCGAUAGGUAUCCGAUCGGGGGAAAUGUUUCGCUGGCACCCUUCCGCGACUAUGUGAUCGAUAACUUUAACGUAGAUCUUUCCGAUCGGCGGGAAGGUGUUCCAGUACCGAACGAAUUUCCCGCGCCGGUGCCUUGCCCGGAGUUCCUGCAAGAGGUACGGCGGCGCGGUAUCGAUUGUACGCAGAACGGGGAAGAUCGGUUGAUCCGGUGUCAUGGGCAAACGCUGCACGACGUACACAUGAUGCGCACGGGCACGUUCAAACGCAUCCCGGACGUGGUACUGUUUCCAACGUCGCACGAGCAGGUAGAGCAGAUCGUUCACGCCGCCAACAGGUACGGCGUGGUGCUUAUACCGUACGGUGGUGGCACUUCCGUGUCCGGUUCGGUUACCUGCCCGGAAGGUGAAACGCGCCCCAUUGCAGCGCUCGAUACAUCCCAGAUGAAUCGGAUGCUGUGGAUCGAUCGGCAGAACCUGGUGGCCUGCUUUGAGGCGGGAAUCGUUGGGCAGGACCUCGAGCGGGAAUUGCGUCAGCUCGGGUUCACCGUCGGCCACGAACCGGACAGUUACGAGUUUUCCACGCUCGGCGGUUGGGUGGCGACCCGGGCCUCCGGCAUGAAGAAGAACGUGUACGGCAACAUCGAGGAUCUGUUGGUGCGUGUGAAAAUGGUAACCAGCAAGGGUGUGCUGGAACGCAGCUUAGCAGUACCGCGUGUAUCCUGUGGGCCCGAUUUCAACCAUCUCGUGCUCGGUUCGGAAGGAACGUUAGGCGUCGUGACGGAGGUGGUGAUUAAGAUACGGCCCCUGCCACAGGUGAAGCGGUACGGUUCGCUCGUCUUUCCCGACUUCGGUUCCGGCGUGCGGUGUUUGCGUGAGGUGGCCCGGGAACGACUACAACCGGCAAGCAUACGACUCAUCGAUAACGAGCAGUUUGUGUUCGGCCAGGCGCUCAAAAUCCCGGGCGGACCACUGGCGACGGUCGCCGAAAAGCUGAAGAAGGUGUAUCUAACGCGCGUGAAACGGUUGCAGCUCGAUCGUAUCGCAAUCGCGACACUACUGUUCGAGGGCCCCGAUGACCAGGUGAAGCAAAACGAGUCAAAGAUCUUCGCCAUCGCCAAACGACACGGCGGUUUCUCGGCCGGUAGCAGCAACGGUGAAAAGGGUUACAUUCUCACCUUCGUCAUCGCGUACAUCAGGGACCUGGCCUUGGACUACAGUAUCGUGGCCGAAUCGUUUGAAACCUCCGUGUCGUGGGAUCGCUGCGAAACACUUUGUACCAACGUCAAAAGCUGCGUCCGAAAGGAAUGUGCCAAACACAACAUUCAACACUACCUCAUCUCGUGCCGGGUGACACAAACGUACGACGCCGGUGCAUGUGUGUACUUUUACUUCGGCUUUAACCAUGUCGGCUUCACAAACCCGGUUACCAUCUAUGAGGAAAUCGAGAACAAGGCUCGCGACGAAAUUCUUGCAUCCGGUGGUUCCAUCUCGCACCAUCACGGCGUCGGGAAGAUCCGAUCCCGCUGGUACCCACAGAGCGUGUCUGACGUGGGCGUACAGCUGUACAAAGCCACCAAGCGGGAGCUGGAUCCAAACAACAUCUUUGCUGCGGGAAAUCUCAUCCCGGACGAACUGCGCGACGAUCCCAAACCCACCAGCCUGAAGGCGAAACUGUAAGCACACACACAGACGCGCGCGCGCACAACGCCAGGCCCGGUCAGGAUGUCGUAUUUUGUCGCUAGUUUUAUAUAAAGCCGCUUCACCGAACACGUUUAACAUGCAUGAUAAUAAUAGCAACACGAACCAACAAAGCAAAGCAGAUAUCUGUUCCACCGCUUCACGGGCAGAAGUGGUCUUGCGUAUGAGCGGCCAUUGUCGUUGGCCACGAUCACUUCCGUCCCAUCGCCGGAAGCAUGUGUUCGUCGCUUUCGUUACGUUGCGUUACGAGCGAAGGGUCAAAUUCCCGGGUUUUUAUCCUCACCCAGAUUAUGGACGAAGCGCAGCAAUGGAUUGUCGUCAUACGGUCGGUUCCACGAAGCAGAAUCUAGUUAACAAACAUUCCACGCCAAACCCUCCCGUAGCAAUUUUGCUGAAACUAGCAAUUAUGAUUUCUCUGUUUAGUGGUGUUUUGUUCUGCUUAUGUGUUUUUUUUUAUAAAGCUGAUAGUAUGAAUUUAAUGGUGCAACAGGUAGAUUAUAGUACGAAUUGAUGUGUGAAUACUUUCGUUUAGCGCAAUUUUCCAUGUAUUAUGCGGAAACGGGUUUUUCAUGAAGAAAGUUUACUAUGAGUUGCGAAUUGAAAAAAACAAUAAAAUCUUAU